AUGGAAGUGUACUUUUUGUUGUUAUUAAUUUUUCUUAUUAAUUUGGGCUGUAUUGUCUCUGAGGCCAGUUUGAGAUAUGUAUUUAUAAUAGAAAACCAUGACUUGGAUCUAGCAGACCAAAUAGCUAAGGCGAUUAAAUUGUCAGAAGAAUCAAAGUCCGGUCUACAAAUAAAGGGCGAUUUGAUCGUUUUGGACAGAGACAAUGAAGAGGACGCGUAUAACAAAUUAUGCGCUUCGAUAUCAAGAGGAGUAUCAAUUAUCAUUGAUUUAUCGUGGUCACCGUGGGACACGAUUACGAAUUUAGGCCUACCGACAAUAAGAACAUCAUUAGAUUCGCAACAGCUUGUGACCGCAAUAGACAAAUAUUUGGAAUCAAGAAAUGCUUCAGACGCAGCUAUAUUAGUCGAAAGCGAAAGUGAUGUAGAUAGAACGUUAUACACCCUUCUCGGUAAUUCAAAUAUUCGAGUUUGGGUUCAUGCUGGUCUAACCAGAGAUUCUGCGAAAUCUCUGAGUAAAAUGCGUCCUGAACCAAGCUUCUAUGUUAUUCUGGGAGAACAUAACUUCGUCACGACGACCUACAAACGAGCUGUCAAGGAACGAUUAGUUAAAAGAGACUAUCGUUGGAAUCUCGUUGUAACGGACUACGAAACUUUGGACCCAGCGCAGUUAGUUUUGCCCACUGUUCUGCUUCAGCUAGAUUCUGCUGAAUGCUGCAAGCUACUUGGUGUGAGCGAGUGUACUUGCUCCUCAAAUAUGCAGAGAAAACAGCACGUUUUGAACAAUCUCAUUAAAUACGUAACCGAAACGUUUAUUAAACUUGAUAAUGAUGAAACGCCUAAAAUACUAUGCGACGAUCUACAGAGUGAAAACGGUACGAGAGAUCAGUUGUACAAGAUGUUUCUAGAUGAAAAUCCAAAUAAUGAAAGUUUAUUCUACUGGAAUAAUGAUGAAUCCGGUCUCUACCUCAGGUCACGAUUUAUCCUUUCAACACACAAGGAAGACAAAGGUCUGCAAAAGAUAGCGGAAUGGCCAGCUACAGAGGAGUUUAGGCUUCUUCCAGGAGUUGAGUUGGAACCUUUGAGGAAUUUCUUCAGGAUUGGAACGUAUCCUGCAGUGCCUUGGACCUUACAGAAGCUAGAUCCUGAAACCGGUCAACCCAUGUACACUGAAGAAGGCGAGCCAGUGUAUUAUGGCUAUUGCGUCGACCUGAUUGAAAAAAUUGCUGAGGCAAUGGGGUUUGACUAUGAGAUUAUAACUCCAAAAGUUGGUGACUUUGGCAAGCGCCUCUCGAACGGCACUUGGGACGGUGUUGUCGGCGAUCUUAUGACUGGGGAGACAGAUAUGGCUAUAGCUGCGCUAACAAUGACGGCGGAGAGAGAGGAAGUUAUAGAUUUUGUGGCUCCGUACUUCGAGCAAACUGGUAUUCUUAUUGUAAUCCGCAAGCCGAUCCGCAAGACAUCACUCUUCAAGUUCAUGACAGUCCUGCGAACGGAGGUCUGGCUCAGCAUUGUCGCAGCGCUGCUGCUCACCGGCUUCAUGAUCUGGCUGCUGGAGAAAUACUCUCCGUAUUCCGCUAGAAACAACCCGGACGCCUACCCAUAUCCUUGCAGAGAGUUUACAUUAAAAGAGAGUUUUUGGUUCGCCCUCACAUCAUUCACGCCGCAAGGUGGGGGCGAAGCGCCCAAAGCGCUGUCAGGUCGAACGCUGGUCGCCGCGUAUUGGCUGUUUGUAGUUUUGAUGCUGGCAACAUUUACCGCGAAUUUGGCGGCAUUUUUGACAGUUGAAAGGAUGCAGACACCUGUAUCAUCACUAGAACAGCUAGCGAGGCAGUCUCGUAUUAACUACACGGUAGUGGAAGGAUCCACGGUACAUCAAUAUUUCAUCAACAUGAAGUUUGCUGAAGAUACUCUUUACAGAGUUUGGAAGGAGAUAACGCUUAACGCGACAUCUGAUCAGGCGCAGUACCGGGUGUGGGAUUAUCCGAUAAGAGAGCAAUAUGGACAUAUCUUAUUGGCCAUCAACGCUUCAGGUCCAGUACCAGACGCUCUAACAGGCUUCCAGCAAGUGAACGAGCACACUGAAGCGGAUUUCGCGUUUAUACACGAUUCGGCAGAAGUCAAGUACGAAAUAACUCGCAACUGCAACUUGACCGAAGUUGGUGAGGUUUUUGCUGAACAGCCGUAUGCUAUAGCUGUGCAGCAAGGGUCUCGUCUCCAGGAAGACCUGUCCAGGACCCUGCUGGACCUGCAAAAGGAGAGGUUCCUAGAACAGCUGGCAUCUAAAUAUUGGAAUGAAACUGCCCGACAAUCGUGCCCCGAUGCAGACGAAUCUGAAGGAAUAACCUUGGAAAGUUUGGGCGGCGUAUUCAUAGCGACCCUAUUCGGCCUAGGUCUUGCCAUGUUAACACUAGCCUGGGAAGUAUUCUACUACAAGCGUAAAGAGAAGAAUAAAAUACAAGCGCUAGAUGCCAACUUGGAAAAAGUGGCAUUACCCGAGACGAAAACAUUGCCGAGGAAAAUCAAAGAUGGCGUCAGUAAAUUGCGGAAGAGGAAAAAGGGAACUGUCAAAACUGUCACAAUCGGUGACAGUUUUAAACCGGCCAAGGGCGUAUCGUAUAUAAGUGUAUAUCCGAAGAAUAUGGAUUAUAGACCGUAAUUGUGUAGAUUUGGAGUUCAUAUUGUAGCAUAGGAGUUUCGUUUAUUAGUACAUAU
This is a messenger RNA of Zerene cesonia (dogface butterfly), 2711 nucleotides long. RefSeq names its product ionotropic receptor 25a (gene Ir8a). The transcript is spliced from 18 exons. Gene Ontology annotation, cellular component: plasma membrane; postsynaptic membrane. NCBI's taxonomy places the organism in Eukaryota, Metazoa, Arthropoda, Insecta, Lepidoptera, Pieridae. Gene Ontology annotation, molecular function: transmitter-gated monoatomic ion channel activity involved in regulation of postsynaptic membrane potential; glutamate-gated receptor activity. Gene Ontology annotation, biological process: modulation of chemical synaptic transmission; monoatomic ion transport; synaptic transmission, glutamatergic. The coding region runs from base 1 to 2655 and encodes 884 amino acids. The record is from RefSeq and is a predicted model, not a curated record.